Messenger RNA from Metopolophium dirhodum (rose-grain aphid), 2215 nucleotides. Its product is annotated as E3 ubiquitin-protein ligase FANCL-like. Gene Ontology annotation, molecular function: ubiquitin protein ligase activity. Lineage: Eukaryota; Metazoa; Arthropoda; Insecta; Hemiptera; Aphididae. The coding region runs from base 105 to 1280 and encodes 391 amino acids. Gene Ontology annotation, cellular component: Fanconi anaemia nuclear complex; nucleus. The record is from RefSeq and is a predicted model, not a curated record. Gene Ontology annotation, biological process: protein monoubiquitination; interstrand cross-link repair. The transcript is spliced from 10 exons.
GGAUAGUAUCUUUAAUCGUGGUGUAAAUCGUAAAGUAAUGUACUUUAAUAGAAAUACUACCUAUGUUCAAUGUUAAAUGAUAUAAUACAUCAGUACAAUUCAAUAUGACUGAUCUAAGUAUGUGGGAGAACUUUUCAAUGUUAAUUCCAAGCAAAAGUUGUAAAUCGUGGAAAGGAUAUAUAUUGUUAAAUGCGUAUAGUGUUUACAUAGAAAUAUCUUGCCCUAAUAUACCACUACUAGACAAUUUAAAAGUUCAAAUUCCAGAACUUGAAGCCUUCAACUUCCAUCAAUUUGAUUUGAAGGAAACCAUAGAAAUAGUUAAACAAAAAACACAUUCAUUGCCAGAGUUUUUAAAGGAAUUAAUUCUAGUUUUGGUAAAAGUUUGGAAACAAGAUACUUCUAUUAACUUGCCAAAUUUGAGCUAUGUAUUUGAUCAUGAAAAGUUCCAUUCUGUGAUUCAAGAAGUCAAUUUAUAUGGUCAAUAUGUGCAUACAAUUGAUGAAAAUCUAAGACACAUAACUUUUAAUGUUUUAGAUAUGUGUAAGCACAGCCAUUUUAUAAAAAUUUUUUUACCUGAUGAAUAUCCUAUGAUUAAAAAACAACCAUUAUGUUUUGAAACUAUGGUUCCAUCAGUAAGCAUGAACUUGUUUUUGAAGAUGAACACUAUUUUAAACUUAUUUGAAACGUUUAAGAAUGUUGUUAAUAAAUUAAGCAAUUUUUGGAAUGUGCACAACGAAAUUAUUAGCACUUGCAAUACUAUAGGAUCUUAUACUUUUAGGGAUGUUAAUUAUAGAAUACCUAUUGAUAUUCAUGUAUGUGUUGAAGUUGAAAUUGAUCCAUUAAAUCCUUUGAACUGUCCUAAAUUUCAUCUUCAUGGUCGCCCAGCUUCUAUGGAGAAGUUUCAAAAAAGAUUAAAUGAAAUCAAUCCAAUUUUGAUUUGGAGUACCGAAAACAGUUUUAAAGAAAAUAUUCUAAAUGUAUUUGAAGUUCCUACUCUUCAGUCACAAUAUGAAGAAGAGAAACUAGAACAUUAUGUAGCAAGUCAGAAUGAUUUGAAUUGUUGUUGUAUAUGUUAUGAUCAAUUAGAUAUGGCUAUAAAAAAUCAAACCAAAUCGUGUGUUAAUGAAAAAUGUGAUGCAUUAUAUCAUAUGUCAUGUAUUUGUGAGUGGUUGCUGAAUUCUGGUAGUACACCAAUGUUUGAACAUUUGCAAGGCAAGUGUCCUCAAUGUGAAGAAGACAUGCUGGUAGCUCUGGAAAAUUUUGAUUUGAUUAAAACUUGAAUAUAUGCUAUAUUAUAUGUGAAUUGAAAAUAUCUAAGAAAAAAAAUACAACAGUUUUAUUAAUCAAAUCAUCAGCCAAAGAACAUGUUAGUAUGUCACUUACCAUUUAACAAACCAAGUUAAUUUGUUCAAGAAUAUAUAAGAUGCGUGUAAUAUUUUAAUUUUAUAUAUAUUUUUUGUACUUUGGUAUGUCAAAUAUAUUUAUUAAUAAGUGCUAAAAUAAGUUUUAAAAAAACUAAAAAAGAUUUUUUAAUUUAACUAUAAUUUCUAUAGUAUUUGAAUAAAAAUGUUGAUAAAAACCAGGACUUUGCACCCGAACAUAUUUUUUAGAAUAUAAGUAAUUUAAUUUUAACUUUAGUUAUUGAUUUUAUUAGAUUAAAAUAUAUUUAUAAUCAUAAUUACUAUAAUAUAAAUAUAAAUUAUAAUUUUAUUUAAAUGAUAAAUAUUACUAUUGAGUUAUAUUGUAUAUUGAGAUUCUUCAGUAGAAAAAUUUUAAAUUUUAUAUUUACUUUUUAGUGUUUUUUUUUUAAAAAAAACGAUGGAUAACUAUAAAUACUAAAUUUUCAAUAUUAUUUGAUUGAACUCUAUAAAAAGUAAAAACAAUUAUGAUACCUAUGUAGCUUUUAAGUGUUUAUACGCCACAGAAGAAAAAUAUAAUUGGUAAUUGUAUUGGAGGCAGGGUUAGAAAAACACGCUCUAUAUUUUGAUAACAACCAAAAAAAAAAAAAAACGAAAAAAACAGCAUUUUAAGUGUUUUUAAGAUGGUUUUAAACAUGUAUAAAAAACCUUUUUAUGAAGCCCUAUAAAUUAUAAUAAAUUGUAAAUUAUUAUACAUAGGUUAUAGGUAGCAACCCUCAUCACUUAUCAGUCAUCAUGUCAUUAUGUUAUAACUAUUAUUUUUAUAAAUAUAUAGAUUAGAUAUUCCUUACAAGACA